This is a messenger RNA of Paramecium tetraurelia, 1818 nucleotides long. RefSeq lists its product as uncharacterized. The transcript is spliced from 7 exons. The record is from RefSeq and is a predicted model, not a curated record. NCBI's taxonomy places the organism in Eukaryota, Ciliophora, Oligohymenophorea, Peniculida, Parameciidae.
AUGAGCAAUAGUGUAAUUGGAGAUGAGUUUUCAGAAAGGGAUGAAUGUGACAUCGAAGGAGAUGAUCAAGUGCCUCAAUUUAACAUGGAACAAAUUUAUUCAUCCAUGACUUCUGAAUUCAAUGGAAUCUUCGCCUAAUCAUUCAUCAUCUCAAAAUAAAUAACAUCUUAUGUCAUCAAACAAUCAUUGAAAAUAGCAGAAGAACAAUUCAUACAAACUCAAGUACCCAUCAGUUCCAAUGCAUAAGUAAUGACAAUCAUGGAAAGGAUCGUUGCGAGUUAUUUCAAUCAAGAUGGUUUAACAAUAGAAGGCUGUAAUAUGCCAGAAGACAGCGAGCCUAAUGUAAUACAUUAUGAUCGUUGGAGGAGAAAUAGAGUCAACAUUGAAGAAAUGAGUUAGUCAUUCUCAGAGGAUCAAGAAUAGUAAGUUGAAAAUGAAUCUCCAUCCCAACACAAUAGCUCAAAAAAUAACAGGUAAAGAUUUUCAAUUUUGGAAAGGAAAAAACCAUUUGCUGGUGCACCUCCCAAAUCAAGUCAUUCAGAAAUAAGACUCAUUGAAUUUCAAGUAGAUGAAGAGGAAGAUGAUUUUGUUGAUAAAUUGAGAUAGAAGAAACUCUAUGAUAUCAAGAAGAAGAAUGAAAUUGAAUAGAAAAUCAAAGAAGAAAUCAUCUAAAAUUAAAAAAAAGAGUAAUCUUCCAACAAAUACACUUAUGAUUAUGAUGGCAAGAUCUUAUUAUCAAAAGGAGUCAUAUAUGAUAAAUUAUAACCUACUGCUUUAAAAAUUAAGGUUGAUUUGAAAGAUGUUCCAAAAACAACUAAUUAGUAGAAUAUUCCUCAAACUAAUUCCAAAAAGGGAAGUAAGUAGGUCAUCUAAACUUAACAACCAUUACCAAUCCCUCCAAAAACAACAGCAGAUAUACCAAAUAAAAAUAUAAUAGAUCGAAAGGAUGCAGCCAAAGAUGCAACUGGAGAUAAAGGUCUUCGAAUUGACAGAGGAGCUUAAUUACCAUAUGAUACCUUCUCUAUGACAAAUGGCGUUAAGCUUAUCUAUGAACAGAGAUACAAGGAAGGAAUCAGACAUCAAGUUAGUGAUUCGGCUGAGUAACUACAAUAUAGAUUGUCAGGAUAAAACUUUUUACCUGGUGAUGAUAUAACUAAGUAAAUGCAAUAAAUUAGAUUAACUCGAACAGAAUAUAAAUUGUUAACUGACAAUGGUAAACCAUUUUAAUAGCAAACUAAAUCCUAAUUUAUACCCUAAGAAACUGUAGAAACAAAAAAGAAUUUAGAUAAUACUAAACUCGAAAAGACAGUUCAGUUCAAUGAAAGUCAUCUUGUCAUGAACAAAUUCUCUCCUAAUAAAACUAGCUAAUAGAAAAUAGAUACUAAAUAAGAAAAAAUAUUGACUAAAAAUGCAAAAUUACUCGAAAACCUUCUUGUCUAACCUAACAAACCUGAGACACCAAGCCAAACAAUUAAAAAAAAUGAACCAUUAAAUAAGUUAGUAAAUUUCAAUUAAACUAGAAAUCCUAUUGAUACUUUUAAUUAAUCAUUACUCAACUCAAAAGAUUGGGGUAAAGCUAAUGCUAAAAUUGGGUACUUUCCUCCUGUCCGUGUCUCGUAAAAUCGAGGACAUAAUGGAUCAUUAGAAUAACUGUACAAGUUGCCAAGAGAUAGAAUCAAUGUACAAUAACAGAGAACUCAAAGUGAGUUCUAUAAACUGUAACCUAAAAGAUCUACUCAUAAGUCAAUGAGUGAAGGGAUGCUUUAAACCUUUUACACAACACAUUCCAAGUUUGACGAAAAACUUAGAUAAUUUUGA